Messenger RNA from Rhododendron vialii, 800 nucleotides. RefSeq names its product translocator protein homolog. Lineage: Eukaryota; Viridiplantae; Streptophyta; Magnoliopsida; Ericales; Ericaceae. Bases 198 to 668 code for a protein of 156 amino acids. The transcript has a single exon. The record is from RefSeq and is a predicted model, not a curated record. Gene Ontology annotation, cellular component: membrane.
AAAGGCCAGAGAAUCCUACACAAGAUCCAUGCAAAAUCUCACACCCCCAAAUCCUCAUUUUCUGCCUCAUUCAUCUCUCUCUCUCUUCUGGCCUCUCUCUCCUCCCUCCUGUCAAAUCUCUCAGAAUUCCCAACAUCCCAAACCCACCACACCCCCGCCGUCCGCCGCCGUCGAAACCCAACAAAAAAGAAAACGCAAUGGCAGCAGCCAAUCAGGCUCUCCGGUCAUUACUAUUUCUACUCCUCGUACCCCUAUCCCUCACCACGGCCACGAUUUUCCUUUUCGGGUCGGGUCAGAAAUACAGGGCCUUGGCCCAGACUGUUGGGCUCCCGCCGCUGCGAGCCAUCCACCUGGGCUCAAUGGGCUCGAGUUUCCUUAUGGGCUUCUCGGCCUGGCUCGCGUGGGCCGAGGGCGGAUUCCGCGGCCCAUCCGACGCACUGCCCCUGUACAUUGCUCAAGUCUCCUUGAGCCUGGUUUUCCACCCGCUCGUGCUUAGGAUCGGAGCGGCUUAUCUGGGGUUGGUUUUCUGUCUCUUGUUUUUUGGUACGACGGUGGGGUGUUACGAGAGAUUCCGGCGAGCGAAUCUGGUCGCCGGAGCUCUCGUCACGCUUUGUUUGGCAUGGGUGGCAUUCCUUACCUUUGUUAAUUUCAAGCUUGUUUUGAUUUGAGAUUAUCAGUUUUUGGGAGGCCAGUGGUCGCAUUGUUUGUUGAUCACUAGAUUGUUAUAGGAUUCUCUUUUGACGUGUGCUUAGGGGCUAUUUUGGCGAAAUAAUUCAAAUGAAUUAUUUUUUUUGUUUUUA